Carya illinoinensis is the source of this 2193-nucleotide messenger RNA. RefSeq names its product putative pentatricopeptide repeat-containing protein At3g15200. NCBI's taxonomy places the organism in Eukaryota, Viridiplantae, Streptophyta, Magnoliopsida, Fagales, Juglandaceae. The transcript is spliced from 2 exons. Gene Ontology annotation, molecular function: protein binding. Bases 160 to 1812 code for a protein of 550 amino acids. The record is from RefSeq and is a predicted model, not a curated record.
UUGAAUGACUGGGACGAUCGUAAGCUAAGGUAUCGCCUAACUUGCCACUGAAAACUACGGCGGGAAAGAAUGGACCGCAAAGUAACGAGCGAUGCUCAAAAUUAGAAUCUGAUCAUAAUAUAAUGCCACAUCGAUUCCACCCAUUCAAACAGGCCCAUCAUGCGGUACUCAAAAUUCCAACCGUUGAGAGCAUUUCCCCGGGAAAACAUCCAACGUGAAUUGAAACUCAAAUUUCAAGCACUCUCCAGAAAUGAUCGCUCUCGCCAUCUCAUUUCACGCAAAUCCCUCUCUCCCCUGGCCAAUAUUCUUGAUCCUUAUAGCCCAAAGAGUACGAAUUCUGCAACUUUCACAAGAAGAUCCGAAUUUCGUUUCCCAGGAAGAGCCGAAACGACUCGCUUUGUGCACUCAGUAGCUGAUUCUGAUCAACCCAGCGAGUUUCGACGAGACCCAGAUCACCAAUCAACUAUCUUUGUUCAAAACCUACUCAAGUUUCGAAGGGACAAGCCGGCAGAGGAGAUUGAGCGUGCUCUCGAUCUAUGCGAGCUUACGCUGAGCGAGGAUUUGGUGCUGAACGUACUUCAGCGGCAUCGUUCGGAUUGGAGACCAGCGUAUGUAUUUUUCGAGUGGGUUUGUAAAAGAGGAGGAGAAGGAAGUGCUUACUCACCUGGGUCGGUUGUCUACAAUGAGGUUCUUGACAUUCUUGGGAGAUUGCGGCGUUUUGAGGAGCAUAUCAAAGUGCUCGACGAAAUGUCGAGCAGAAAGGGCCUGGUCAAUGAAGAGACCUAUGGGAUUUUGAUCAAUAGAUUUGCGGCUGCUCAUAAGGUGGAGGACGCAAUUGGUAUAUUCAAUAGGAGGAAAGAGUUUGGAUUAGACAGUGAUUUGGUUUCAUUUCAGAGGCUUUUGAUGUGGUUAUGCCGGUAUAAGCAUGUGGAGGCUGCGGAAACUUUAUUUCACUCAAAGCGAUACGAGUUUGGUUGCGAUAUCAAGACCUGGAAUAUCAUUCUCAACGGCUGGUGCGUGUUGGGGAAUGUUUACGAGGCAAAAAGAUUUUGGAACGAAAUAAUUGCAUCUAAAUGUCGGCCGGAUUUGUUCACGCACGGGACUUUUAUAAACGCUCUGACAAAGAAGGGGAAAUUGGGCACCGCGAUCAAUUUGUUCCGAGCUAUGCGGGAGAAUGGUUUGAACCCAGAUGUAGUGAUCUGCAAUUGUAUCAUUUAUGCGCUUUGUUUCAAGAAGAGGAUCCCUGAAGCUUUGGAAGUUUUUGAGGAAAUGAAGGAGCGGGGCUGUCUACCAAAUGCGGCGACUUACAACUCGCUAAUCAAGCACCUCUGCAAGAUAAGGAGGAUGGAAAAGGUAUACGAGCUUUUGGAAGAAAUGGAACAGAAGAAGGGCAGUUGUUUGCCAACUGAUAAAACCUGGAAUUACUUGCUCAAGUCCUUGAAGAAACCAGAGGAAGUUCCAGAGCUUUUGGAAAGGAUGGAGAGAAAUGGGUGUCAGAUGACUUGUGACACAUACAAUUUGAUGUUGAAGUUGUAUAUGGAUUGGGAUGAUGAGGCAAGAGUAAGAUAUACAUGGGAGGAGAUGGAGAGAAACGGGAUGGGACAUGACCGUCGAUCUUAUACUAUUAUGAUUCAUGGCUUCUAUGACAAGGGGAGAAUACGAGAUGCGCUGCGUUUUUUCAGGCAGAUGGUAUCGAAGGGAAUGGUGCCAGAGCCAAGGACCAAUAUAUUUGUCAAUGACAUGAACGACAAGUUGAAAAUGAGAGCAGGAGAAGAAGUGGAAAUUUCAGCAGAGGAGGAUGGGAGCUCAUAGAGAGAUAGAGAAGCCUUCUAGGUACUCCCAGUGACCAAUUCUAGCAUGAAUUGCUAAGGAUCCAACAAGGGGAACAUUGGAGUCCUUCAGACGUGUCAAUCGAGCAAAUGCGUCCAUAAAAAUAUAAGGCAAACAGAUAUGGAUUGGAUGUCAAGACUUGGCAGAAGAAAGAAGGGCGCCUUAAUAAACACAGAAUGGCCCAAUCAAGAAGCCUAGGAACCCACUUAAGUCCACUUUCACUGUAUCACUCUCCGCCGCAAUAAAUCAUAUAUAUUUGAAAUAAACCCCAUGCAGAGGUGGAUCUCUACAUUCCAAGUUUCCAACCACCUAGCAGGAUGGCGUGAACCAUCCCUAGGGCGGUCGAACCACCUCUUUUGGUGG